CAAAUGACGACAUAAACCAUUUAUUUUUUUGGGAGAUUCAAGAUGGCGGCUGGUUCGUUUGGUGUAAUACCCCGUUUAGCUCGUUUAUCCCUYAAUUGCUCUAUACAGCGGACUUGUUUAGGGUCUGUGAACGCCUGUAAUCGCCGGCGAUUACUUUCUUCCUGUGCCAACAAAAAUGCUAUGACAAACGAGCUAAAGACCCAAGAAGAUUUUUACUUAUCACCGUCUGAAACUGUUUUGAUUCCAAGGAGAACUUUUAUUACUGGUUUUAUACCUAGACCUGGUCAGUCACGAAAAAAGAAAUAUUCAGAGAGGAGAAUAAUAGGGUAUUCUAUGGAAGAUAUUUAUGCAGUUGUGGCAGAUGUUGAUGAUUACAAGAACUUUGUUCCUUGGUGYAGAAACUCCUCUACAUAUAAUCGCAAACCUGGCCAUUUCAAGGCCAGAAUCUGUGUUGGUUUUCCACCUCUUUUAUCAGAGACAUACACCUCAGUGGUAUCGGUUGUACCUCCUAACAUGGUUCAGUCUGAAUGCUCUGAUGGAGAAAUGUUCAACUACAUGAAAACRAUUUGGAAAUUUAGUCCUGGUCUCCAUGGAAACCAAAACACAUGUACCUUGGACUUUGAUGUUGAGUUUGAGUUCAAGUCAGCUUUACAUUCACAACUCUCUACRUUAUUUUUUGAUGAAGUCGUAAAGAAAAUGGUUAGAGCAUUUGAAAAACGAUGUCAAUAUUUAUAUGGGCCAGAUCACUUGCGACAGGCUUUAAAAUCUAGGGCUGCUCAACCAAAUCCAAGAUAACAUUUAACAGACUUUGUAAAGAUAAACUAUAUAUGGCUAGGGUAAUAAAUAAUAAGUAAUACUAAGAAUGGAACACGGCUUUUGCAAUAACAGAGCAUAAUCUCCCAAUCGGAGGAGGACAGACACAUAGAAUGACGAACCGCUCAUGCACAGAGCCAGCACAAGCUUGAAACCGUGUCUCUUUUAAUCUUUUUCCUCGUCUUUAGGGACUGUUCAUUAAUUAUGCCUCGGGGGGCUGGAGGAAAAAUUGAAGAAAACCUUGGAAAAAUUCACAACCCCCCAAUUCUAUCUAAAAAAUUUUUUUGACGCCCCCUCCUUGUGACCUUAUAGACAUACCUUAAUUAUUUAUUUCAACCCCCCCCCCCCUCCUUUAAGUCAGCAAAAUUUAAUAAUCAUUACUAUUACAAAAUUUAUUUAAUACUAUUAAAGCCCCCCCUUCUUUGCG
Molecule: messenger RNA, 1240 nt
Organism: Actinia tenebrosa (Australian red waratah sea anemone)
Lineage: Eukaryota; Metazoa; Cnidaria; Anthozoa; Actiniaria; Actiniidae
Product: coenzyme Q-binding protein COQ10 homolog B, mitochondrial
Biological process (GO): cellular respiration
Cellular component (GO): mitochondrion
Molecular function (GO): ubiquinone binding
Source: RefSeq, a predicted model, not a curated record